This is a messenger RNA of Symbiodinium natans, 3033 nucleotides long. The record is from the annotation of a GenBank genome assembly. Lineage: Eukaryota; Dinophyceae; Suessiales; Symbiodiniaceae.
AUGGCCAAGCUCUUCGAGGAGGUGGUCAGUGGAAAUGUGGGGUCGGCACCUCUCCGUCUGCACUUGCCCGCGUCUACGGCGGACAUCAUCAUCCACUUUGGCCCACCGUGUUUUGGACCACCCGCCGCAGCUAGCAACACCACCCGUUGCCGCGAGCUCGUAGUCGUAAAUUGUGCGGUCUUCGCUUUGCUUCAUGUGCUCAUCAGCCGACAACCGCAGGCAUGGACCUUGCUCUGGAACAUGUGUGAGACGACCCAGGGACCUAUCACGAUUGAGGUAGAUCCUGAUCAGUCUCCUGAAGGAGCACGAAGGUUUCUGGAUCUGGUUCGUGAUGGUUUCUAUUCAGACCAGGCCAUCUUCAAAGCGGUGAGGGGCUUUGUGGCACAGUUCGGCAUCAGCGAUAACAACGAGAUGAAUGAAAAGUGGUCGCCAACCAUCCCAGAUGAUGAGAGGAAGACUGCCUCCUUUCCCAAGGGCACCAUCAUCCUUACCGCAAGUCGACAGAACUCUCGGAGCACGCAGGUGUCUGUAGCGCUUGCAGAUCUUACGGGCAGGCUAGGACAGAACCCGUGGGAGACAGCAAUAGGUCACGUCGUGGAGAAGGACAUGCCCGUGCUGGACAGAAUCUUCACAGGCUAUGCCGAUGCUGUGGAUGAGCAAGAGCUUCUGCGCCAAGGAAAUUCCUACCUGCGAGAGUUCUAUCCACGAUUGGACUUCGUGAAAGCAUGCAGUGUGCCGGGAGAAACAGCACUCGCGGCAGUCGCGUGCGAUGCAAAGUGCAUCGAGGCCUCUCCUUCCAGCGGAGUCAUGGGCUGCGGCACCUCGCCCGCCCGGCGGAGCGGCCCAGCAAGCCAGUCCCAGGCCUGGCUGCGUGCGCCCAUGGACAACAGCACAUGGCAAUGGCAGCCUGGCUUGGCCAUGCACUCCAGCAGCCCGAUGUCACCGCACAGGACGACACGAAGCGGGUGGAUGCAUGGUACAGGAAACGAGCAGAUGCAUGUAGCUGGCCAGAUGUCCUUGCGAUGUCAUAGUCUUCUGCUCCGCACGCAGCCAGUGUUGCUGGAUCGUCUUUUAGCACAGCAGGACUGCAGGUUUGGCCAUGCUAUGGCAGAUGCCCAGGGCAGCGUGGCCACUACGAGCAUCCAGCUCAGUGCGCUGCCAGCCAAGGACUUCGCCGCCCUUCCCGACCCGGUCCAAGAGUCCCCAGAGGCGGUCGUGGACGUGCAAGGCAGUGUGGACACCUCCUCUGCCCGUGGCGCUUCCGUGGACCGCUGUUCGGGCGCGCCUGCGCAGGUGGAGGCCGUCAACUCUCCGCGUACGGCACCUGCGGGUCCUGUGGCCGAGAAGCCUGUCGAGGUGACCGUUGAUGAUGAGCCCGAGGUUUUUCUCGAGAUGAUCAAGUUUGUGUAUUUGAACACCUGCCACGUGGACCAGUCCAACGUCAAGGCUUUGUUACACAUCGCGGACAAGUACUGCAUCGAGGACAUCGUGAAGCAUUGCCUGCAGUGGAUGCAAGACCAGUUUACCGCUGGCCUCUUCUACCACAUGCUGACGGUGCAGAUGUCGAACGAGCACUUUGGCAGACUACUGUGGAACAGUUUGCUGAAGGCGCUGAGAAGUAGACGCCAUUUCUCUUUGGUCACGGCAGAUGCCGAAGAGCACUUUGAAAAACUGCCCGUGUCCUUCGUGGAAGCUCUUCUCAGCUCUGAUGAGCUGCCGGUUGUCAGUGAGAUCGAGGUCAUCCACCUCAUCGCCCGUUGGGCCAAAGGUGCCCUGGCACGGCAGGAGAGGAAGAUAGGUUCUCAUUACGAUGAGCUGGAGAGAAAUUCCCACGAGGAUGGCCACGACGGGCAUGAUCCAGAGGACAACGAGGGCCACGAUGGUGGCUCUGACAAGAAGUUCAGAAGAGUUGCAGUGCAGAUGGGCAGUGCCCCUGUGGGCAGCGAUGCCGUGGUCCCCAGAGCAUGCAGGAGGUUGCGCCUUAUGCGAGCGGUGCGGAAGAGCAACAUGCUUGUCAGACUAGCUGACAUGGAGCCCAUGUUUCAGAUUCUGGGUUUGAACCGUCUUUUCUGCAGCAAGCCGCCUCGCGAGACCUCAGCACUGGAUCCUGGCUUCGUGGCUUACCGUGGCAUGCUGGAGUUAAUGUCGCUGAGGUGGCAGGCUUGGAAAGGCAUUAGUGUGUCUUUGGGCAGCCACGAUUUCCUGCAGCAGCAGGAAGGUUUCAAGCCAAAUCAAGUGCCUGAGAGAGGCACCACGGUGUUUCCUCGCCUUUGGGUGCGAAUAACGUGCUCCUCGUGGUCACAUCGGGAGAAGAGGACGUCAAAGAGCACGUCGGGACACAACCGCCACACCGUUGCUGGGCCACUAGGCGCUGAGAUCCCUGGGCCGCCAAACUGGGAGUCUGUCCCGACACACCUAAUGGGAAUCUCUCCAGUGAAUGAGGAGCCGUGUAGCAAAUUUCCACCAACGCUCAAGACGAUGCAGUCGCAGGACGAUUGGGACAUUGGCCGCACAAAGACAUUGCGGGCACCCAACAACAUGCCAGAGCUCAUGAACAACGAGAAGAUUGAGCACAAGGUCGUUUGCGCGGUGAUCAGUGGACACAUGCGCCACGGCAUUCGCAUCGGUCAGCGGGAGCGAAGUUCCAUCUAUGAUGUGGAAGAGCUGUACGGGCAGUGUGGGGAAGUAUGUCUUGGAGGCUCUCCAACAGAGGUGGAGUUCGAGCUGCAGCUCAAAGUGCAGGCUCCGAGCCCCUGUGGCAUCUGCCGCUGCAGUUUGGCGGUACUCCAGCCCGAGGGGGCCAAUUCCGAGCCGCCCGAGCAGCCCGCCGAAGCGCUGCUGGAGGUGAGCUUCGAUGCCUCUGCGGAGGAGCAUCUCCAUUUCUACAUCUCCUCCUCCUACUUCGACUCCAACAGCACCUACAAUGUGGCAUCGGCAUGUGCACCCUGUUCUGCUCGUGCUUGGACACUGCUCUGUCCAGAUCAGGUUGCUCUCAACUGGGUGCUCCGUCCAGGCGAGCUCUUGCUGGCAUAG